AUGCCCGCAAAGUCGCGAUUCACAAGGCUAGAUGCCUUCGCCAAGACCGUCGAAGAUGCGCGCAUUCGUACCAACUCCGGUGGUGUGAUCACAAUUGCCUCACUACUAGUGGUCUUGUGGCUAGUAUGGGGAGAAUGGGCCGACUACCGCCGUGUGGUCGUGCACCCGGAACUGAUCGUCGAUAAGUCGAGAGGCGAGAGAAUGGAAAUUCAUUUGAACAUGACUUUCCCCCGGUUGCCAUGCCAGCUUCUGACUUUGGAUGUCAUGGAUGUGUCUGGAGAGCAGCAAGUAGGCGUGGCGCAUGGCGUGAACAAGGUGCGCCUGGCCGCUGCUUCGGAGGGAGGCAAGGUCAUUGAUAUCCAAUCUUUGGACCUACACUCCCCCGCCGAUGCCGCCACACAUCUGGAUCCUGACUACUGUGGUGAGUGCUAUGGAGCACCCGCUCCCGAGAAAGCAGUCAAGGCAGGCUGCUGUAACACCUGCGAUGAAGUGCGUGAAGCCUACGCGUCGAAGUCGUGGGCUUUCGGUAUCGGAGAGAACGUGGAGCAGUGCACCCGGGAAGGAUAUGGCGAGAAGCUGACGGCCCAGCGCCGCGAAGGAUGUCGCAUUGAAGGUGUGCUCCGCGUCAACAAGGUUGUCGGCAACUUCCACAUUGCGCCUGGCCGCAGUUUCACAAACAUGAACAUGCACGCCCACGAUUUGGAGAACUACUACCUGGACAGUCAAUCCGCCCCCGAGAACGUGCACACAAUGGCACACGAGAUCCACGAGCUCCGCUUCGGUCCCCAGCUCCCCGUUGAGCUUUCCGAGCGUUGGCAAUGGACCGAGGAUCACCAUAUCAACCCGCUCGACGGUACCUCCCAGAGCACUGAUGCGCCCGAUUACAACUUCAUGUAUUUCCUGAAGAUUGUUUCGACAUCUUACCUGCCCCUGGGCUGGGACCCGACAUUCUCGACUGCCAUUCACAGUGCCUAUGACAAGGCCCCCCUUGGUAGCCACGGACUUGCUUAUGGCUCACAUGGUAGCAUCGAGGCCCACGAGUACUCUGUUACCUCACACAAGCGUUCCCUGAAGGGUGGAAAUGAUGCUGCCGAUGGACACGAGGAGCGUAUGCACGCUGCUGGUGGUAUCCCCGGUGUGUUCUUCAACUAUGAUAUCUCUCCCAUGAAGGUGAUCAACCGUGAGACUCGCCCUAAGACUUUUACCGGCUUCUUGACUGGUGUCUGCGCUAUCAUUGGAGGCACCCUCACAGUUGCUGCUGCUCUGGACCGAGGCUUCUAUGAAGGCGGCAUGCGUAUUAAGAAGAUCCACUCAAACUAG
Penicillium verhagenii is the source of this 1320-nucleotide messenger RNA. Its product is annotated as retrograde cargo receptor ERV46. Gene Ontology annotation, cellular component: endoplasmic reticulum; COPII-coated ER to Golgi transport vesicle; Golgi membrane. The transcript is spliced from 3 exons. The record is from RefSeq and is a predicted model, not a curated record. Lineage: Eukaryota; Fungi; Ascomycota; Eurotiomycetes; Eurotiales; Aspergillaceae. Bases 1 to 1320 code for a protein of 439 amino acids. Gene Ontology annotation, biological process: endoplasmic reticulum to Golgi vesicle-mediated transport; retrograde vesicle-mediated transport, Golgi to endoplasmic reticulum.